Telopea speciosissima is the source of this 2115-nucleotide messenger RNA. RefSeq names its product K(+) efflux antiporter 4. The transcript has 20 exons. NCBI's taxonomy places the organism in Eukaryota, Viridiplantae, Streptophyta, Magnoliopsida, Proteales, Proteaceae. The coding region runs from base 18 to 1727 and encodes 569 amino acids. Gene Ontology annotation, biological process: potassium ion transmembrane transport; proton transmembrane transport. Gene Ontology annotation, cellular component: membrane. The record is from RefSeq and is a predicted model, not a curated record. Gene Ontology annotation, molecular function: potassium:proton antiporter activity.
UUUCCUCUCUUUCUGCAAUGAGGAAGAGCAACUCGUUUGACUUCCCAUUCUUCUUCGUAUCUCUUCUUCUUCUUCUCUGCUUUGCUUCUUUCCCUUCUCUCUCCAACUCUCUUGUCGAUACUGACUUGGAUGUCUCGUUAAACUCCAAUGCCACUGAUUCUAAUUCCUCACUUGCGAGAUCCAGAGAGGAUAGCUUCGCUGGUAUGAUCGAUCGCGCAUUGGAGAAAGAAUUCCCAGAUAAUGAACAGUCCGGUGCAGAUACUGAUGCCGGCAGCUUCAACAACAGUGUUGCUGGAGAACAGGCGGUUCUGGAAACUGUUGCUAGAGUCAAGCCCAAGAAAAAUGAAACCAAGGAAGAGAAGUCAUUUCAACUGCAUGAUGUUUUUAAUUUGGAUAACGAGAAUCGAGCAGAAGAUAUGCCAACCUUGAUAGAUAGAAAGGACAACGUGUUUAUUAUUUCUAAUCCCAAAUCAAAAUAUCCUGUGCUACAGUUAGACUUAAGAUUGAUAUCAGAUCUUGUAGUUGUCAUUGUAUCUGCAACCUGUGGUGGCAUUGCUUUUGCGUGUGCUGGACAACCAGUUAUUACUGGAUAUUUGCUAGCGGGAUCUCUUAUUGGACCAGGCGGGUUAAGUUUUGUCAGUGAAUUGGUGCAAGUUGAAACAGUAGCUCAGUUUGGGGUGAUCUUCCUUCUUUUUGCAUUGGGACUGGAGUUUUCUGUAACAAAGCUUCGAGUCGUUCGAGCCGUUGCUGUUCUAGGAGGCCUGCUCCAAAUUUUCCUAUUUAUGUGCUUGUGUGGUAUAACUGCCUCGUUAUGUGGUGGUAAACCUUCCGAGGGGGUGUUUGUUGGUGUAUUGUUAUCAAUGUCUUCAACAGCAGUGGUUUUGAAAUUUUUGAUGGAAAGAAAUAGUAUCAAUGCCCUUCAUGGUCAAGUCACAAUAGGCAUCCUCAUUCUGCAGGAUUGUGCUGUGGGUCUGCUAUUUGCGUUGCUUCCAGUUUUGGGCGGUACUUCCGGGAUUCUUCAAGGAGUAAUGUCCAUGACUAAGUCGUUGGUUCUCUUGAUUACAUUUCUGGCAAUCUUGUCGAUAUUAUCUCGUACUUGUCUACCUUGGUUUCUUAAGCUGAUGAUAAGCCUAUCAUCGCAGACCAAUGAACUCUAUCAAUUGGCUUCAGUUGCAUUUUGUUUACUUGUUGCUUGGUGCAGUGACAAACUUGGUCUAAGCCUUGAACUGGGUUCCUUUGCUGCUGGUGUGAUGAUAUCAACAACUGAUCUUGCGCAACAUACACUUGAACAAGUUGAACCAAUUCGUAACUUCUUUGCUGCCCUUUUCCUUGCCAGCAUUGGAAUGCUGAUCCAUGUCCAUUUCCUUUGGAACCAUGUGGAUAUUUUACUGGCAGCUGUUAUAUUGGUGAUCGUAAUAAAAACAUUUGUGAUUGCAGUAGUUGUCAAAGGAUUUGGCUAUGGCAACAAGACCUCACUCCUCGUUGGCAUGUCUCUGGCUCAGAUUGGGGAAUUUGCUUUUGUUCUUCUUAGUCGUGCUUCUAAUAUUCAUUUAGUGGAGGGUAAGCUAUAUCUGUUGCUUCUUGGUACAACGGCUCUUAGUCUGGUGACUACCCCAUUACUUUUCAAGUUGAUACCUGCUGUAGUACAUCUUGGAGUGUUAUUACGGUGGUUCUCUUCCGAUAGUAGCCAAAGCGAGGUAGCCAAGAGUGCAAAGGAGGUAGACUGAUUCACAAUUUUCAUUUAUUAUAGAAAGCUCUUAAUGAUGUCGGUUACACCUACGACAACAAACUUUUCAAAUGAGGCAGUCUCUGCUUGGAAAAUGAAGAGCGUGGAAGAAGGGAUUCAAAAGAACAGGAUCCAGAGUUGUCAAUGAGCGUUUGACACAUUUGAAGCUUCACCCUCUGAUUCUGGCCUCCUUGCUACUACUAACCCGUGUGGUCAAUUUUGUGUAAAAUAGUUUCCACCAUGUAAUGUAAUUCAAUUUGACUUUUUGGUCCCUUUUCUCACUGCGGCCUGUUUGGAAAAUGAAACCGGCUUUGUGGCUGCUGAAAUGUAGAAUGUAUCAAUUCUCCUCUAGUUCAUUCCCAAGUUUUUGGAUGAAUUGCUUUGUUUCU